This is a messenger RNA of Paramisgurnus dabryanus, 396 nucleotides long. The record is from RefSeq and is a predicted model, not a curated record. NCBI's taxonomy places the organism in Eukaryota, Metazoa, Chordata, Actinopteri, Cypriniformes, Cobitidae.
AUGGGGAUGCUGUUUUGGAGCCUGCUCAUUGUGUUGAGCGCAGAUGCCCUCAUGGCCUGUUCCCUGGAAAACUACACACUGUACGUGAAUCGGCACGAGUGCGGUCACUGCAUGGCCAUCAACACAACCAUAUGCAGCGGAAUGUGUUUCACACAGGACACAAAUGUGGCAGGAUUUGUGGGCAAGCGUUUCCUGAUUCAGAAGGGAUGUAUGCACCGUUCUUUGGUGUAUCAUGCUGCCAAGAUGCCCGGCUGUCCUCUUCACAUCGACCCAGUCUUCUUCUAUCCCGUGGCUCGUCGAUGUCGCUGCAUGAAAUGCAACACGGCCAAAAAUGAGUGUGAGCAUAAGCCCAAGAGGAUGCACAACAAAUGCUCCAAGCCCCUGCGUGCAGUUUAA